UGAUCCCCUAUCCCAACAGGCUCAUUCUAUCUGCAAAACAAGCCUCCAAUAUAAUCAUCGUGAUGAUUCCAUCUGUAACCUCAGAAAUGAAUAAUUUCUUUGAAUCUCAAAACCCUACAAUUUUUCCUGCUGAUUUCCGCAACCCUCAGGCAUUACAGUUCGGCAGAUUCUUAACAAACUUGCAAAAUUGUCAUUCAUCUGUUCCAGUGCAUGACUUCACACCAAACUCCUCGUACAUCAGCAGUAACUCAACCUCUGAUGAAGUUGACGAUAAUCAGGUCGAUAUAAUCGACGAGAGAAAGAAGAGGAGAAUGAUAUCUAAUAGAGAAUCUGCUCGAAGAUCAAGGAUGAGGAAGCAAAGGCAAGUUGAUGAGUUAUGGUCCCAAAUUCUGCUUCUCAGAACGGAGAAUCAGAAUCUCGUGGAGAAGUUGAAUCAUGCGUCGGAGAGUCAUGAUAGGGUUGUUCAAGAAAAUGCACGGCUCAAGGAAGAAGCUUCCGAUCUUCGCCAAAUGAUGAUUGAUCUCAAAAUUGGAGAUUCUUAUACUCUCUUUAGCGAUUUUCUUGAAAAUAUACCUUGCAACACAGCUCAUCUCAUGGCUGAAUCUUCUAACCUGUCCAUCACUACUGCCACAAGUCUUCUUCACUAAGCUUCUUUAGAGAGAGAGAAAGUUAUCCAUUUACUUUUUUCUUUGUGUUAGUAAGUUGAAUAACUGCUCAAGUUUUUAGACUAUCUUGUUUCAUCAGAGCAAGUAAAUGUUUUUAGUUCAAGUCUCGCUGCUACCUACUUAAAAAAAAAUGUUUGUGUUAGGCCAGCGAUGAACAUGUGAAUCCGGCCUACACAGGAAGAAGUGACAACAGCUUAAAUGAAUAAAAUUGCUCACUUUCAAUAGUUUAAGUCCA
Molecule: messenger RNA, 900 nt
Organism: Olea europaea var. sylvestris
Lineage: Eukaryota; Viridiplantae; Streptophyta; Magnoliopsida; Lamiales; Oleaceae
Product: basic leucine zipper 43-like
Exons: 1
Coding region: 63-647 (194 amino acids)
Biological process (GO): regulation of DNA-templated transcription
Molecular function (GO): DNA-binding transcription factor activity
Source: RefSeq, a predicted model, not a curated record